This is a messenger RNA of Biomphalaria glabrata, 6531 nucleotides long. Its product is annotated as G-protein coupled receptor dmsr-1-like. Gene Ontology annotation, cellular component: membrane. Gene Ontology annotation, biological process: G protein-coupled receptor signaling pathway. Bases 384 to 1862 code for a protein of 492 amino acids. Gene Ontology annotation, molecular function: G protein-coupled peptide receptor activity. The transcript is spliced from 5 exons. NCBI's taxonomy places the organism in Eukaryota, Metazoa, Mollusca, Gastropoda, Planorbidae. The record is from RefSeq and is a predicted model, not a curated record.
UUUCCUCGGCAGGAGUUGUGCGGAGUGUCGCCCUCCCAUUUCCUGACCCACCCGCUUGCUCGGAGUUUACAUUCACAAGUGCGUGCCGGACCUUGGAGUUUUCAGCAGCUUUCUGUAAACAUCGAACAUUGUGGAGAACAAAUCAAGUAAGCGAGCAGGGAUGUGAGUGGGACUCGAGGUGUUAGUGAUAGAUUGAUUACAGAAGAACAACCAUUUGAUCAGAGAGUUCCUUUGAAAUUCAAUCAGACAAGAGGGAAACAAUUCAAUGAUUGAAUGCUUUUACUUCACUUACGUAUAGUGGACAUUGUUAUUAGCAUGUACUGUUUGUCCACCUUGUUGCCAAGGUAAUCCUGGUCGAGGGAGUAGCCACAGGCCAACUUACAAUGACACGUCCCACUUCCGUGAACGAGACGACCUGUGUUUGCAUGAGUCAACAAGGUCUGGACAGCCCUGGCUACAACACGUCUGCUAUGGAACAGUCCACUCUGGCUCUGAUCGGGGAAGCUUAUGGAUCAGUGCAUGGCAUCUUCAGCCUCGUCGUCUGCACAUUUGGCAUCCCAAUGAACGUGCUCAACAUAUCGGUGCUCACGCGCAAACACAUGCGCACCCCAGUGAAUUGUAUCCUGACCUGGCUGGCCGUGUUUGACUUGUUGACGAUGGUCUCCUAUGUGCCUUUUGUCAGCCAUUUCUAUUGUUUUACUCCCAAAUGUGACAGCAGUGCCUCGGAGGAAAGAAAUUCAUUCGGUUGGAUGACGUUUCUAAUAUUUCACGUCGACUUUACGUCCACUACCCACACUAUCAGUAUAUGGCUUGGUGUCACACUGGCUAUGUUUAGGUACAAACACAUAUUCUCUCCAGCCAAAGGUCAUUUGACUCGAGUCCGGCGGCUGAUCAGAGCCAGAAUAGCUGUCUUUGUCGUGGUCAUCGUAUCAGCCCUGGUGAUGGUACCCAACUAUAUGAUGAACAAACUGGUCACAGUGCCCUUCAUCAACAGAGAUACCAACGUGACCUCAUACAUCUAUAUCACAGACUUCAGAGAUUUGGGUACACCUCAAGUCCAGCCCAUCACACACCUAAAUCUAUGGUUCCAGUGUGCUCUGGCCAAGUUUUUGCCCUGUAUCCUUAUGGUGGUUUACGGAGGACUCCUGGUUCGUACCCUCAGGACCAACAUACGCAUGCUGAACAAAAAUCAGACCACUAGGGCGUCGGAUUCUUUCUUUCCUCCUUUCAACGCUAACCACUCCCCCGAGCACCCCUACACGGGGGACCACCUGCUCCAAGUCCAGUCUGUGGACGAGACGGGUGACAGCACCAAAGAGAACCAGAGUGAUAGAAACACUGGCGGUGGAGAGUCGGAAGAGCUUCUAUGUUCCAACUGCAAAAAUCAAGUGAAGCAUCAGAUGACGAUCAUGAUGAAAGAAGAGCAGAAACCCAAACGACCUUCCACCUCGCCUUUGGCCAGCGGACGCCGGGGACCGAGUCGACAUCAUGAUAAUUCUAGAACCACUCGUAUGCUUCUUUUGGUGAUCACCCUGUUCUUGAUCACGGAGCUUCCUCAAGCCAUCUUAAUUGUACUUUCCGCCACCAUUCCGCCCUUCUUCAAUGAGGUUUACCUGCCCUUAGGUGACAUCAUGGACAUGGUGGCGCUGGUUAACAACGGCAUCAACUUUUUACUCUACUGCGUAAUGUCACGUGACUUCAGGACCACCCUGCUGGACAUGAUGAGGUCAUCGAUGACAAGCGCAAGACGGGUGCCGGGAAAGAUCACCACGACCCUCUACCGGCCCACAGUGGCUAUCUUUGACAGGAGCCAGAAAUCUCAGGGCACGUUAAUUGUCAGAAGUAAGGAGUAUUCAACAUAGUUGUCAUCAAAUGACAAUAAUAAAUGUCAUUAUAUGUCAUAUCUCUGUGGCUUAUCCGCUAACUUUCCUUUGUGUAUGUACUGGUACUACCACAUACAAAAACACUUGGUAGUACAAUAUUUGUAUGCCUUUGUAACUGACUCCUUAAGUGAAGAAAAAAAACAACAAAAUGUUAACAAGAUGAAACAGUAACAAAUUCAAUAGGACACUAACAGCUUUGUGCAUUCAAAAUGACUAAAGCACACCAAUGGCUGCCUGGACAUUGUUCUUGUUCAAUUAUAAGAUUUAAAGUACUUCGGAUUUACAAAGCCAAAUAAUAUAAACAAAUUGGACUAACUAUUUUAUUGAAAAUACAUCUACAUGUGUGUGUAUGUGUAGGCUUGUGCAUAUGUGUGUGUUUUCAAUGACGUUUAUCUGUGAUAUAAUCUUAUGAUUAAUGUAAGGCAUGUGAGCACAAAACAUUCUUAAUAUAGGCCAGUGCAAUAUCUUGGAUGAUCUUCAGUCUUAUUGUGCAUGCCAGCUGUAAAGAUGAAACCCGAUCAAUACUUUGAUAGUAAAACCACACUAUAAAAAGGACAACACAAAUUUUUAUAGCUUGCUAUGUUUAACUUGCACGUGUUGAGAAACACAGAUCCAUUGUAAUAACAGUUGGACAAUUUAUACAUUAAAAAGGAAUCCUAUUGUAUAGUUAAUGUAAGCGUUACAGUCAGGGUUUGGGGUGAAAGUUGUGGUUAGAGAUAUAGAAGGAACAGUCUUUGAAAUUUGUUUCUGUUUUCAACGGCUUAAAAAAAGUAAGUAAAGUUCCCCUUUCAGAGCUUGUGGUCUACAGGGCAGAUGAUGUAAAGGUCAUUUGUUUCUUUGGCCUACGGUUUACGAGUGUGUCACGCGGCCAGCACAACUACAAACCGUCUUUAGUUUUUCCCGACUGCUUAGAAAUACAAAAAUGCUCACUUUGACCAAAGGGUAAUGUCAAGUAUCUUCGAGAGCCGAAACAACUUCAAUGUCCGAGUAAAAUGUCACGAGCUCCCAGCCUAGGACCAAGUGUUCCACAACUCAGCCGUGGUCUAAAGUAGUAGUCCACUACGUGUGAACCGAGGUGACAGUCUCUGAAGUAGAAUUAUAGAUCUACUUGCCAGACUAGGGGGGGACACGCACACACACACACACAAACAUCUUAUUUGGUGGGAAGUUUUCACUGAUAAUGGGGAAAAAUGUGUUUUUAUAAAGAGAGAAAUCUUAUAGAGAGAAAAUUGAGAGUGUGUCAACAGAUUGAGAAGCUGGUCACGAUCAACGUACGAGAUGGCUGAAGUUUGCUGGACAUGAACAUUAGUGAAGACCCAGUCUUUUAUUUAGUGAGAUUCAGUCUUUUAUUUAGUGAGACUAAGUCUUUUAUUUAGUGAGACUCAGUCUUUUAUUUAGUGAGACUUAGUCUUUUAUUUAGUGAGAUUCAGUCUUUUAUUUAGUGAGACUAAGUCUUUUAUUUAGUGAGACUCAGUCUUUUAUUUAGUGAGACAGUCCUUUAUUUAGUGAGACUCAAUCUUUUAUUUAGUGAGAAUCAGUCUUUUAUUUAGUGAGACUCAGUCUUUUAUUUAGUGAGAAUCAGUCUUUUGAAAAUGAUAAACUGUGCGUUGAAAUCGUGGAUGUCAUAUUUAAGUGAAAUUGAAAUCAAAUUGUAAAGAAAGUCCCCUUUGUUUUUACUUAUCUUAUAGACCAUUUGUUGUUUAAUAUGACUGAAAGAAUAAUUGGAGAUCUCCGGAGUUUAAAAAAAGCCAGAACUGAUAAUAAAAACAUGAAAUUACUGAACUAUAAAAAGAAUGGAGGUUCUGCCAAAUCAACAAUCUUGUAACUGCUGUCACUAUCCAUACUCUCUGCAAACUGCACCCACACCGCACAAAGAACUUGACAACUCAGGGCUCCAAAAUAGAUUCAGAGUUUAAUGUCCAAUAAAUCACAGCCAAUACUGUACAAUGACAACAGCGUAUUACUGACUGUACAAGAGCUUCAUUGAAGAAAACCACUCCACCGUAUCAACUCUUAUACUGCAGUAUCAAACUCUACUGAUCUCUUCUUGUAUUCGAUUCUCAGUUCCGGACCGAUUUCUGACAUGCUGUUUUUUUUUUUUUACUCUGACUUUGAAUUCCACUUUUGAAGUAGUGAGGAAACGUGAAGUGACUUGACUCUGACACCUUCAUUCUUAUAUAGGGUCCAUGAAGGCCUUCUAGAACCCAACGGAACGUCACUAGUCUUUUCUAGUUGAUCACAUGACCGUAUCUGCCUGGUCGUGCGGUUUGCGCGCUGGACUUUCGUUCAGAUUUAUCGAUGGUCCAGGGUUCAAACCCUGCCCGCUCCCAUCCCCCGUCGUCCUGCGGGAGGUUAGGACUAGGAAGUAAUUAUCUUCAACUCUGAAGGAACAUCCGAAACAUGUAAAACAUUUUACAUCUAACUUGACUCUGACACCUUCAUUCUUAUAUAGGGUCCAUGAAGGCCUUCUAGAACCCAACGGAACAUCACUAGUCUUUUCUAGUUGAUCACAUGACCUUAUCUGACUUGACUCUGACACCUUCAUUCUUAUAUAGGGUCCCUGAAGGCCUUCUAGAACCCAACGGAACAUCACUAGUCUUUUCUAGUUGAUCACAUGACCGUAUCUGACUUGACUGGCCUGAGUAGUGUUCCAUUGAGAUGUUUCUGGAACAUCGCUGUUGACCGUCACGGUUGGCCGCUCCUCUAACGCUGCCUUUGGACUACAUACACACUACUACCCCUAUCGGUACAACGACCAGAGGUAUAAAACUAUUAUAUAUUCACCACAUAGUCUCAUAAUAGUCUUUAGAAUAGCAUUACAGAAUUGAAAUGAAUUUAAGCGUAUGACCUCUCAAAACGUUAUUAACCAGAAGGAACAAUGUCCUUGCUAGAAAAGUCACUUUUGAGGUAAACACUCCAUGAAACAAAUAUAGGCUAUCCAACUCUAUACUAAAAAUAGAUUUGUUUUUAUUUUGAAAUGAUCUCUCGCUUCAAUAGCAACAACCAACUUGAUUAAAUGUCUAAAUCUAUUUCCUCAUCGUCAUGGUCUAAAAAUCUCGACAAUUAAUAGUUUCUGCUUACAAAGUUAAAAUAUAAAUUUCACUAAAUUAACUAAUCUCUUGAUGAUUUAAAUAAUAAAAGAUGUCUACAUAUAAAACCACUUAUUUAUAAAGAUAUACAAAUAUACGUAGGGUUCGAAUGUAUGUUGGAAUGUCUAAACAAAUAUACGUAGGGUUCGAGUGAAUGUUGGAAUGUCUAAACAAAUAUACGUAGGGUUCGAGUGAAUGUUGGAAUGUCUAAACAAAUAUACGUAGGGUUCGAGUGAAUGUUGGAAUGUCUAAACAAAUAUACGUAGGGCACGAGUGAAUGUUGGAAUGUCUAAACAAAUAUACGUAGGGCUCGAGUGAAUGUUGGAAUAUCUAAGCAAAUAUAUGUAGGGCCCCAGUGAAUGUUGGAAUGUCUAAACUAUUAUAUCUACAAUUCAUUCAUUUUCUAUUUGGUUUUUGUCCUGCCUUCAUACCAUUUCUGUCAUGCAAUAUUUUGUUUUGAGGCUGUCACAUUCCAGAGUCUGGACGACAAGUGCAAAGGUUUUGUUUUCACUUCAUAGAAGUAGCUUCAGUUAUUACGAGAGUAAAUAGAAGUAGCUUCAGUUAGUACGAGAGUAAAUAGAAGUAGCUUCAGUUAGUACGAGAGUAAAUAGAAGUAGCUUCAGUUAGUACAUGAGUAAAUAGAAGUAGCUUCAGUUAUUACGAGAGUAAAUAGAAGUAGCUUCAGUUAGUACAAGAGUAAAUAGAAGUAGCUUCAGUUAGUACGAGAGUAAAUAGAAGUAGCUUCAGUUAGUACGAGAGUAAAUAGAAGUAGCUUCAGUUAGUACGAGUGUAAAUAGAAAUAAUUAAAUGAGAAUUUAAGUGAAAAUAUGCUACUCAAACAAUGUUUUGUUGCUAUACAAACAAUGUUAUUUUUUGUUUGUAUUUGCAACUUUAGUGUAUUUUUUAUAUAUUGCUUUAAUCCAUCACCAUAUUGUACAGGUCCAUGAGAGGCCAUGCUAAUUUAAAAUCUUGAUCAAUAGAGACUCUUCCCCCCCCACCCCCAACCGUUAGUCAAUGGCUACAAGGACCUAUCCGUAACGUUAAAGGAAGGAAAUAUUUGAGCCCUUUUUACUUGUCGAAAUCCAAACCAAAACUGAACCCCUUUUAAAAAGGUGGCAGGUUUCACCAUUAUUGUCAUCUUUGAUCCUAAAAUGUAAUAGAUGACAUAGAUUGUCCUCUGUACUUCACAACAGUGAACAUUGAACCGCGCUAGCUUGUUUUCUCUAGUAGCCUUAACUGUUAAUGAAACGGUUUGGUAAACAAAACACAAAAAGUCUCGCCCUGUCGUCCGUGCAACUUCUAUAGACAUUAUUAAGGUCAAGGUUCUCAGUCAGCAAUAAGCAAACAACUACCAUUAGUGUCAUGGGGGACAACAAUAGACUUUAUUAUCUUGAACGCGUGUACCUUUGCGCACCAUAUCAACAGUCUCUAAAUUGAAGUUAGUUUUUUUUCCAUCGUGCAGCCGUCUCCCCCCUCCCCCGACUAUUCUAAACAAUCUUAUAAAAAAUAUAGGCCAUGAGUGAAAGUUUGUUUCUAGAGUAUGAUAUUGAAUACAAGUU